AUGACAGUUUUGGCGGUGAACGGCUGCAGAUCCCGCGCGCUUUGGAGAGGUCCCUGCGCCCUGCGCUCUCCUCGCCGGGCGGGCGGGCAGAAGGGCAGCCUGCGCUCUGCCCACCUCCCAUUUCUGAAGAAGAGGGCAGAGAGACCCGGAGUCGCCAUGGGUGCUUGGAGUCGCCCUACGUGGCUGCUGUUCCUCCUCUUGGUUCUGCAGAGGGUCGCGGCGCCGCCUUCCCAGGGAUCGGGUCACUUGCCUUGCUUGGGGCUGGUCAUUGGGUCCAACAAAGAACCCCUACGGUGCUGCUACCAAUGUCCCUCAGGAUACACCCAGACUGUGACUUGCCCUGCAAAUCUCACGGACUGCAAAAAGAACCUGUGCCGAGCCGACCACUACCUGAACGAUGCACACGUCACGCCCCGUUGCGAGGCUUGUAAGCAGUGCCUGCCAGACCGCCACCUAGUAGAAAAACGUCCUUGCACCAACCAUACCAACCGGGAGUGCCAAUGCCAGCCUGGAUGGUACUGUAAGGAGCCAUCAACGGGCACCUGUAUUACCUGCGUCCCGCUGACCACUUGCAAGCCGGGCUCUGGGGUCAAGACCAAAGGCACCCCUGACACAGAUACCAUCUGUGAAGAAUGCCCUGCGGGUACUUUCUCUGAUGAAGAUUCCAGCACCCAAACCUGCAAGCCUGACACCGAUUGUGCCAAGUUAAACAAGGUCCCUCAGGGCCAAGGGGCAACCACACAGGACGAAAGCUGCCUGGACCACUCGUCUGGGCAGUCAACACCGCCGGAGGGCACAACUGCCAUUCACCUGGACCCCUCGCUGGACAGCGUCCUCAGCACAACGGUCAGCGAAGGCAGAGGCGGAUUCAACUCCACCCACAUCUUGCCUGUGAAGAAACCAAACAGAGGGGAGACUGAUUUCGCCCUCUUGGUUGCUGUCCUCCUUUCCGUGUUGGUCCUGUUUGCCGGCUUGGUGAUGUUCUGGUGGAGGAGGUUUUGCAAGGCGUGGAUCGUCCCCCAUGCAGCGAAGAGUGAGCUGACCUUCUUCCACAGGAAAUCUAUGCUCAAUCUUCAAGCCUCUAACCCGGCGAAGAUUUGCGAAGAGAGGAUCGAUGGGCCGGACUCUGAAGAGCAUGGCUUAGCAGAGGGGGACCAGCUGAAUCCCGAACCCCUUGCAGAAGCCCCUGACGGCGUCUCCGUCUUGGAAAUGGAAAACACUCCUGCCCUUGGUCCCAAAGGUGAUGAGCUGUUUCAGAUGGACGGAGGGACAUUUGUGGAGCCCCCCCUGCACAACCACACGAGUAACCACAUCGAAAAAAUAUACAUCAUGAGAGCUGACACGGUGAUCGUGGGGUCCGUUUCGGAAGUGCCUUCCGGGAAGAUGUGCCUCACCAAGGAGGAAGAUGGAGGUUCUGAGACCCAGGAGGACGUAGAGGGGAAGGAACUGGCCAUGCGCUAUCCGGAACAGGAAACGGAAUUCCACCCAGGAAGUGACAUCACAACUCCCGUGGAGGAAGAGUGGGAAUUCCACAAUUCCUGUGGAAAGACUUUGGCCAUCUAGCUAGAAAAUGACGGGUGCACGCUUAUAAUAAUAAAUAAUAAUUUUAUUAUUUAUGCCCUACCCAUCUGGCUGGUUUCCCCCCAGCCACUCUUACUGAACUGUUUUUAGCAUAGGAAGUGCUCUACAGUCGUACCUUGGUUUCCGAACAGCUUGGUUCAUGAACAACUCGGAACUCGAACGUCGCAAACCCGGAAGUAGGUGUUCCCGGUUUGCGAACUUUGCCUCAGAAGC
This is a messenger RNA of Podarcis muralis (Common wall lizard), 1794 nucleotides long. The record is from RefSeq and is a predicted model, not a curated record. NCBI's taxonomy places the organism in Eukaryota, Metazoa, Chordata, Lepidosauria, Squamata, Lacertidae.